Molecule: messenger RNA, 2505 nt
Organism: Schizosaccharomyces osmophilus
Lineage: Eukaryota; Fungi; Ascomycota; Schizosaccharomycetes; Schizosaccharomycetales; Schizosaccharomycetaceae
Gene: tpp1
Product: trehalose-6-phosphate phosphatase Tpp1
Exons: 1
Coding region: 1-2505 (834 amino acids)
Biological process (GO): trehalose biosynthetic process; cellular response to heat; fungal-type cell wall organization
Cellular component (GO): alpha,alpha-trehalose-phosphate synthase complex (UDP-forming); cytosol
Molecular function (GO): catalytic activity
Source: RefSeq, a predicted model, not a curated record
AUGAACCCUCACGCGUCAAAAUCACCGACGAAUUUUAAACGCGAAAAUGUAUACGAACUGUCUGGAGACUUACUGGAUCCUCAAGAAUUGAAAAGUCUGGGGGUGAGCGGAUGCAUCACUUAUGUGUUGCGACAUUUACCGUUCAAAUCGACGAUUCAUGAAAAAACCCGUGAGUGGGAAUUCACAAGUCGUCGAGGGGCCGCGACGAUGUAUUCUAGCAUGAAUUGGCUUGCAAACUCUACAUACUGGAAAACCAAGCUUGUGGGAUGGACGGGUGCGAUUCCGAUAAUACCCGAUGACUCAAGUAAAGAGAGUGGAGAGUCUGUAACAGAAAUUACGAAAAAAGAUGUAAAAAAUUUUGAAAUUGCAUACAAAGAAUGGAACUCUGACAAGCGUACAGAGUAUAUCCCAGUCUGGCUUACUAGUUGUCCGCACAAGGAAAAACAUGAUGAAGAGGUUAUCCUUUGUGAGGAUCGCUCUUCUCAAUCUCGCUGGCUUGCUUAUGCUGAAAAUGUCAUCCGUCCCUUAAUUCAUUAUAAAUAUUGGCCCAGCACAGAAGUGGACGAAAACGAAGAGCGCUGGUGGAACGACUAUGUUACCAUGAAUGAAGUGUUUGCAGAGAAAAUAUGUGAGUCAUAUACACCUGGAGAUUUGAUCUUUGUACAGGAUUACUCUCUUUUUCUUGUUCCCAAGUUGGUGCGCGAAAAGAUCCCUGACGCUGUCAUUGCCUUUUAUCAUCAUCAUCCCUUCCCAAGUUCUGAAAUUGCGAGAUGCUUCCCUAGACGGAAUGCUAUCCUUCAUGCUUUGCUGGAAUGCGAUUUUGUUGGAUUCGAAGAUUAUUCUUAUGCUCGUCAUUUUAUCAGCUGCUGUACUCGUGUUUUAGGAUUUGAAAGUGGUCAUGAUUGGGUUUCCUAUAAUUCCAAGCGUGUCAUCGUCCGUCCCCUUACUGUAGGAAUUGACGUCCCACGAGUUAUUCGAUCAAGUGGCAGUGCUGCUGUCUCUACAAAAAUCGAUGAGCUCUCGUCCAAGUAUGCGGGUAUGAAAGUUAUUCUUGGUCGUGACCGUUUAGACGAAAUUUUUGGUGUUCCUCAAAAAAUCAUUUCUUUUCAACGCUUAUUAAGACAAUAUCCAGAGUGGCGUGGCAAAGUUGUUUUAAUUCAAAUUACGAUUUCCUCGGCGUUCCGUCACCCAAAGCUUUCUUCUCAUAUUCAUAGACUCAUUGAUCAAACAAACUCUCUCUACGGUUCUGAAAAUUAUAAGCCGAUUAUUUAUUAUCAAGAUCAAAUAGACGCUAUUGAUUAUUUCGCUCUUCUUGCAUUCGCAGAUUCCCUCUUUAUUAACAGCAUCCGUGAAGGUAUCAGCAACAUUGCAUUGGAGUAUGUCGUCUGUCAAAGGGAUCGCUGGGGCGUAGUUAUGUUGUCAGAGUUUACGGGUACUUCUGCUAUGUUGCACGACGUUCCUUUAAUUAACCCUUGGGAUCACAACGAGACUGCGGAUAUCAUUGAUCAAGUCUUAAGUAUGUCCCUUGAGAAGAGAAAAAGUAUCCAGCAUGAAUCUUACAAGCAAGUCACGACUUAUACCAUGCAGUCCUGGACAUCUUCGUUAAUCCGUACUUUGGCAAAUAAAUUAGCUGCUUCAAAGUCUGGUGACCUGACACCAGUAUUGGAUUAUGGUCACGCUACUUCGUUAUACAAAGAAGCUUCUCGUCGUUUGUUCAUGUUAGAUUACGACGGAACUUUGACUCCGAUCGUUCGAGAUCCGAAUGCGGCCGUACCAUCUGAAAAGUUAUUAGAUUCUCUUAGAAAACUUUCCGCCGACGAACGAAACGAGGUAUGGAUUAUUUCUGGUCGUGAUCAAAAGUUCCUGCGGCAGUAUAUGAACGACAUUAAUGGUCUUGGUCUUUCUGCUGAGCAUGGCAGUUUUGUUCGUCAGCCUCACAGCGAUAAAUGGACAAAUUUGGCAGAAUUGCUUGACCUGUCUUGGAAGAAAGACGUCAAACAGAUUUUUCAAUAUUUCACUGAUCGUACCCAAGGUUCCUCUAUUGAAGAGAAGCGUUGUGGUAUGACUUGGCAUUAUCGCAAAGCUGAUCCUGAGAAUGGUUCAUUUCAAGCAAUUGAAUGUGAAACAUUAAUUGAGGAGAUGGUUUGCUCCAGGUUUGAUGUUGAGAUUAUGAGAGGCAAAGCAAAUAUUGAAGUACGACCUUCUAGUAUUAAUAAAGGUGGUAUUGUUAAGCAGAUUUUGUCUUCUAAAUCUGAUGAAUCCACUCCAUCUUUUAUUUUUUGCGCGGGCGAUGAUAGAACAGAUGAGGAUAUGUUUCGUUCUUUAAAUAAAAAAUCCAAUCGUAUAAAUAAGAAUUCAUCAUUUGCUGUUACUGUCGGUUCUCCGCACAAGCUUACAGUUGCGGAUUGGUGUAUUCCUGAAGCUGAAAAUGUUGUCGAUUUUCUUGCUGACCUUGCUGACCUUACUGAUGCAACUGAGCUUGCUAAACUUGCUGCCGCUACUUAA